UGUGUUGUUGAAGUUGAAAUUGAAUGAAAGAAAAAGUGCAGCAAGCACCCACAGCGCAGUCAAGUCACAAGUAUAUUUUCUAUUUUUCAUCAUUAUUUGUGCUAAAGGCGGACAGAAAAAUAAACGAAGAUUAUAAAGCUACGCAUAUAUUUGUUUGCCUUUUUUUCAUUUUCUUAUCACGACAAAUUGCAGUCCCUUUUGUGGACAAUCAUCCCAAAAUAAAUGAAUAUAUUAACGAAACGAAACUCCUAAAAUUGGCAAAGUGAUUUGAGUGUUUUCUUUUUUGUACAAAAUUGUUUUCUAACUACCCUGACCACCACAGUGACUCCCUGUUCCUCUCAAAUGGAUACGAUAAAGAAUACUUCUUAUGGAGUUUUUAGUGGAAUCUUUGAUAGCAUCAAAGGCAUUGCCUUUGUCUUUUACAUAGACAGCCAGAUCAAUCGUCUAAAUGAUCUGAAGAACAUCGAAAAGUCGACAAUGAGCGACUUUGUGAUGAAUCCCGAAAGACUGUCAUCAGCGGCUGAUGAACGUAGAAUAGGAUCUAAAGCACCUGCUGGUGCGAAUAAUAUUAAAAAAGGUGAGCUAAAAAUAGCAAUGAAAGUCUUCAAGUGCUGUGCACUCAACGGUGGCUUCACGUGGCUGAGUAUAAUUCUCUUCGAGAACCUCGUUCUACCCGGCCUCAAGCUGAUACUCACCUGGUUCUAUGGCAGCAAAUCGGACGAACUGCACUACGUGUGGGGAUGGCUGCAAUCGUUGCUGUCAAUUCUCUUCGGAAUGAUGUGGGUCCUGCCGAUAUUUCUUCUCAGUAAAGUUGUCAGCAGUUUGUGGUUCCAGGACAUCGCCAAUGCAGCCUACAAAUUUCGCAAAGGCCGACCACAGAUGAUACCGAACAUCAGCAAACUCAUAGCAGACUUUCUCUUCAGUUUGCUUGUCCAGGCGCUGUUUCUGGUGCAGAGUAUGCUCGUCAACUUGUUACCCUUCAACUAUGUUGGACGUAUCCUGUGCUUCGUCCAUCUCUGUUUGCUGUACUCUCUUUACUCAUUCGAGUAUAAAUGGUUCAAUAUGGGUUGGGAGCUACACAAACGACUGAGCUACAUCGAAUGCAAUUGGCCAUAUUUUCUGGGUUUCGGUGUGCCAUUGACUGUUUUGACUAAUUUAUCUAAUUCUGUUAUUGUGAGUAGUUGCAUAUUUUCGAUAUUUUUCCCAUUGUUCAUACUGAGUGCAAACGAAGCCCUGCCUGUUGUCGGUGCGAGCGACAUCCCACUGAGACUCUUUUCGCCCGUUGUUGCCGUCUCAAAUUUGCUAUUCAAUCGAUCGGUUCGUGUGAGAAAACCAGUCACUGCCUCGCCUCCACACAACUAUCGAUCAAACAACCCGCCAAGCAAUAAUACAACUCCCGAAAGACGCUCGACCGGAGCGGCAUCAAGCGUCAGCAAUUUACGUCAAUCCUUUGCCGCUGUCAACAAUAAGAGAUUACGGUAGCUAGUUGGAGAAGAGCGAUCUAUAUACAACUCCUGACGGUAGACCGACUUACGACUUACAACACGCCUUCUCCUCUCUCGCUUAUCAACCUUAGCUUCGCAUCGUUUUAUUUUAUAUAUAUUUUUCUUUUUAAUUUGUGUGUAAAUAAUGCUUAGGGUCUUCUAUAAUCACGGUCAAGUCGAAAACUUAAUUUGUAACUAAAUACGAAGAAAAACAUACGAUUUUUGUAUUGAGCUUAGUAAGACUAAGAAUAAUCCCCUUGCUUCAAUUGUGUCCCCUAGAAAUGCUAUGUGAGCAAAACAAGUAACAACAAUUUAAGAAAAACAACGUACUUUUAAGUUUCAGGAGUGUUUUUCCUUUUCUUAGUGUUAAUCAAGGUGUUUUUUACUUCAAAUAAAAAAAUAAGCAAAAAGAUCAAAAA
Eupeodes corollae is the source of this 1903-nucleotide messenger RNA. It is a transcript of the gene tank, whose product is annotated as etoposide-induced protein 2.4. Gene Ontology annotation, cellular component: endoplasmic reticulum. The transcript has 5 exons. The record is from RefSeq and is a predicted model, not a curated record. Bases 343 to 1482 code for a protein of 379 amino acids. Lineage: Eukaryota; Metazoa; Arthropoda; Insecta; Diptera; Syrphidae. Gene Ontology annotation, biological process: macroautophagy.